This is a messenger RNA of Linum trigynum, 960 nucleotides long. The record is from the annotation of a GenBank genome assembly. Lineage: Eukaryota; Viridiplantae; Streptophyta; Magnoliopsida; Malpighiales; Linaceae.
AUGGGAGGUGAAGAUGAAGAAGCUGAAGAUGAAGAAGCUGAAGCUAUCCCACAUGCACAGACAGAACAAGGGGGAAACCAAACUCAACCUGAAGCUGAAGAUAUGGCACAUGAAAGGGCAGAACAAGUGGGAAACCAAACUCUACCUGAAUCAGAAUAUAGAGGUUCAGUUGACUCACGACAUGUGCGUGGGAAUCUAGACGAAGAGCCAGCUGAUCCUAUUUAUGACGGUCCCUACUACGACCCCAGAUGUGAACAUUCUACUCUAAAGUUCACAGUGGGAAUGAGUUUCAAUUCCCCGGAGCAGUUCAAAGUAGCAGUGGAGGAGCAUUCAAUCUCAAUUGGAGCCGAUAUCAAGUGGACAAGAAGUGACAAGAAUAAGAAGCGUGCUGAAUGUCGCCAGAAGUGUGGGUGGUAUAUCUACGGCAGUUGGCAUGCUCGUUCUUUGUUUAUGGUGAAGAAUCUUGGGAAGGAUCACACUUGUCCUAGGGCUGUCCGGAUGCGGGUUGCAAAUGCAACUUGGGUGGCUAAGAAGUACAUUGAACGUUUUCGAAGGGAGCCUAAUUGGAAGGUAAAGAAUAUGAUGUUGGAGCUGAGGGAAACACAUAAUGUUAUAAUUUCGAGGAGGCAAUGCUAUAUGGCGAGGAUAUAUGCCAAGCGGAUGUUAGGAGGGUCGUUGAUAGAGGAGUAUAACAAGUUGAGGAGGUAUGUUGGUGCAUUGAAAGAGCGGGAUAGAGACGGUGAGGUUAAAGGGAUGCUUUUGAGUGCUGUUGGUAAGGAUGGAGACAACAGGAUGUUCCCUAUUGCUUGGGCUGUAGUUGAAGGGGAAAGUCUUGAAACAUGGAAGUGGUUUGUUUCUAUUUUACAGCAAGAUCUUAGGACCAUUGAUGGUCGUGGGUGGACAGUCAUAUCUGACCAACACAAGGUAAAUAUUCGAUGUGUUUUCUAUGUGUUUUUUUAG